AUGGAACAAGUUUCAAGUUUCUUAGAAAACAUACUUGCAGUGGAACAUGAUGAAGAUGGCAAGAAGAAAGUAGAUAAAAAGACAAAUUCAUUAUUAAUUGACAAAAUCGUUGAACGAUUGAUCUCAAUUAUCAUUCCUGUUAAUAACUUAGAUCAACAAACCAUCAUAAAUGAAAGACUUCAAAUACAAAAGACAAGACCUUCAUUAUCAAUGAAUAUCAUGUCGUCCAAUGCUAUCAUGUUAAAUUCUAGACUUACCAAUGUGUUUGUGUUUAUAGAUAGUGUGAUAAAUUUCUUGAAUUGGACAAAUCCAUACCUAACCGUGGGAAUUUUAUUAAUAAUAACUCAUAUCAUUUUGAAUCCUUAUUUGAUAACUAUUUUACCCAUAGUUCUUAUCAUCAACAACGUUUUAGUUCCACAUUAUUUACUAGUUCAUCCUCCUGAUAAGUCAAUCAUAGAUCAUAAUCCAAUUCCUGAUGAUGAAGCUUUAAAUGAUGCAACUUUACCAGGACCGGUUCCACAAUUUAGUCAGGAAUUUUUAUUAAAUUUUACUGAUUUACAAAAUCAUAUGGUACUUUACAUCUGUACAUACGAUUUCUUGAUUUGGUUAACAAAAGAUUAUUUCUACUUCAAGAAUGAAGAUUUGAGUUCAUUAGUUUAUUUAGGUUUAUUGGCAUUAAUGGGAUCAAAUCUAUUCAUUUUGCCUAAAUUAAUUCCUUUUGUAUUUUCAAAUUUAUUCUUAGUUAAAAUGAUUUUCAUAAUAAUGACAUGGAUCUUUGCUAUUAUUAUUUAUCCUAGUAAUAGAGAUAUUUUACUCAAUUUCUUGUAUGAUGAAAAUACAAGAAUAGGAUUUUUAUCAAGAUUGAAUAAUUUGGAAAAUAAAUUGGUUGAAAAGUUAGUUCAUGAAGAAAGUUUUGAAAAACUGUGUAAAAUCAUCGAAAUUUAUGAAUUACAAAAAUUUAACAGAUUUUUAAAGAGUUGGGAAUUUAUUGGAUUUACUAAUGAUUUUUAUUCAAUUAAUAACCCAUUGAGGAAAUUAAAUUCUAAUCUUUUUAAAGAUGUUGAAGAUGAAGGAUUAAUUGAAGAAGAAGACAAUAUCAAAAUAAAUAGAGUUGCAAAUAUCAAUAAUAUUAUUUGUCCUAAAGGAUGGAAAUUCUUCGGUAAUUGGAAUAUAGAUUUAAAACCUAGCGAAUGGGUAGAAAAUAAUUUAAUCAAAGAUAUUGUUAAUAUUGAUGAUGAUGAAAAAUGGGUUUAUGAUUUUUACGAUGGAGACUCAGAAAUCUUCAGAAGGAGGAGAUGGACUAGAUAUUGUGUUAGAGAUAGUAACAAAAAGUCUAAUGCCUAA
Molecule: messenger RNA, 1344 nt
Organism: Yamadazyma jaroonii
Lineage: Eukaryota; Fungi; Ascomycota; Pichiomycetes; Serinales; Debaryomycetaceae
Source: the annotation of a GenBank genome assembly